UCACAGAGAGAGAAAGAAAGAGCAGAGUCCAGUUUGUUAGAGUGAGAGAGAAAUAGAGAGAGAGAGAGAGAAAAGAACUUCACACCUCCUCCCACUAUUCUUCUUAAUUCUUUCCCUUCACUCCUUCCUUUCCUCAUUAAAUCCGUCAAUUUCCCAUUCAAAUUCUCAUAACCAUAGAAUUUUUUUUUUCUUUUCAUAUGUUUUUUCUGAUUUCCAAAUUUUAAAUAAUAAUAAAAAAAAGCAAUGGUGAAAUCCCAUUUGGUUGUUCCUUGUCUUCUUCUUCUUGUGUGCACUGUUCUUUCCAAUGGAGGAUCAACAGCCAAAGCUGCAGGAACUGAAGAUGGAUCAGAAGCUUGGGGCUAUGUCGAAGUCAGGCCCAAAGCACACAUGUUCUGGUGGUAUUACAGAAGCCCACACAGAAGUGAAGAUCCAAGGAAGCCAUGGCCAAUCAUUCUUUGGCUUCAAGGAGGACCUGGUGGGUCUGGAGUGGGGAUUGGGAAUUUUGAAGAAGUGGGGCCAUUGGACACUUUUUUGAAGCCAAGAAACACAACAUGGCUGCAGAAAGCUGAUCUUUUGUUUGUGGAUAAUCCAGUGGGAACUGGUUACAGUUUUGUGGAAGAUCCAAAGUUGUUGGUGAAGAGUGAUGAAGAGGCAGGCAGUGAUCUGACGACACUUUUGAUUGAAGUUUUCAACAGAAAUGAGACCCUUCAAAAGAGUCCUCUCUAUAUAGUUGCAGAGUCUUAUGGAGGAAAGUAUGCCGUCACUCUUGCCCUCUCGGCUCUCAAAGCAAUAGACCAAGGCAAGCUCAAGCUCAAGCUCGGAGGGAUCGCAUUGGGGGAUACUUGGAUUUCACCCGAAGAUUUUGUUUUUUCAUGGGGUCCGUUAUUAAAAGAUGUUUCGAGACUAGACAACAAUGGCUUCGCUAAGUCGAACAGUUGGGCAGAGAAAAUACGGGAGCAAAUUCAAGAGGGCAAGUUUGUUGAGGCAACCUCUUCAUGGAGCAAGCUCGAAGAUGACAUCAGCUCAUCUAGCAAUAAUGUGGAUUUCUACAAUUUUCUAUUAGAUUCGAAUAUGGACCCUAUAUCAUUAACAAAUUCUGAGCUAUCAGAAAAAUUUUCACUAAGACGAUACUCGAGGUAUUUGAAUUCAUUAAGAGCUACACCCGGUGGUGAUGGUGAUCUAGAUAGCCUAAUGAACGGUGUUGUCAAGAAGAAGCUACGGAUAAUACCAAGCAACGUUACGUGGGGAGGGCAAUCUGAUCUUGUUUUUACUGCCUUAGAAGGGGAUUUUAUGAGGCCAAGGAUCGACGAGGUCGAUCAAUUGCUUGCAAAAGGAGUCAAUAUCACUAUAUAUAGUGGCCAACUUGAUGUCAUAUGCUCCACGAAAGGGACCGAAGUGUGGGUCGAGAAGCUCAAGUGGGAUGGCAUGAAAGCAUUCUUUAGCAUGGAUAGAACACCAAUUUAUUGUGGGGAAGGAAAAGAGACAAAAGGGUUCACCAAAUCCUACAGAAACCUCCAUUUCUUUUGGAUUCUUGGAGCUGGACACUUUGUACCUGUUGAUCAACCGUGUGUGGCACUCAGCAUGAUUGGCAGCAUAACACACUCCCCUAUUGCUACCAAGUAGAUAAAUAAAUAUAUAAAUAUGCUUAUUUAUGUCAUUUAUAUAUUAAAAAAAAAAACUGAUUGCUGGACUCCAAUUAAAAUAAUAAAUCAAAGAAAAUUAGUCAUAAUUGGUGCAUAAUUUGCACCAAUUAUUAUUAUUAUUAUUA
Andrographis paniculata is the source of this 1768-nucleotide messenger RNA. RefSeq names its product serine carboxypeptidase-like 51. Gene Ontology annotation, molecular function: serine-type carboxypeptidase activity. The coding region runs from base 244 to 1623 and encodes 459 amino acids. The transcript is spliced from 13 exons. The record is from RefSeq and is a predicted model, not a curated record. Gene Ontology annotation, biological process: proteolysis. Lineage: Eukaryota; Viridiplantae; Streptophyta; Magnoliopsida; Lamiales; Acanthaceae.